CUCGCGCGGUGUGUUGCGAAGAUCCAAGCUCGCAAAUCCUUUAUCUCGCACUACCAUCACCAUUACCACAACGACUACCAACUCUCGCUGCACUAUUUCAACAUCUGCACACCAUGGCCGGACGCAAGUUCUUUGUCGGAGGAAACUGGAAGAUGAACGGCACGAUUGAGAGCGGCAAGAAGCUCGUCGAGACGAUCAAGUCUGCCAAGCUUGACUCCAACACGGAGGUCGUUAUUGCGCCUCCGGCAAUUCACCUGCUCCUCGUCAAGGACGCACUUUCGGGCGUCGAGCACGUGCAGGUGUCUGGCCAGAACGCCUACCACAAGGCUUCGGGCGCCUUCACGGGCGAGGUCUCUGUCACGCAGCUCCAGGACGCCGGCAUCCCCUGGGUGAUCCUGGGCCACUCGGAGCGCAGGACCGUCUUCAAGGAGACGGACGACCAGACGGCCGAGAAGACAAAGGCAGCCCUCGACGCUGGCCUCAGUGUCAUCGUCUGCGUCGGUGAGACGCUCGACGAGAGGGAAAAGAACGAGAGCGUCAACGUCGUCGUCCGGCAGCUCAACGCCGUGGCUGAUCAGGUCAAGGACUGGACCAAGGUCGUCGUCGCUUACGAGCCCGUCUGGGCUAUCGGCACGGGCAAGGUGGCCACCGCCGAGCAGGCGCAGGAGGUGCACGCUGCCAUCCGCAAGUGGGCCUCGGACAAGCUCGGCCAGAGCGCCGCCGAGAGCCUCCGCAUCAUCUACGGCGGCUCCGUCGCCGCAAAGAACUGCAAGGAGCUGGCGACCCAGAACGACAUCGACGGCUUCCUCGUCGGUGGUGCUUCGCUCAAGCCAGAGUUCACCGAGAUUGUCAACGCUCGCCUGUAAAUGACUAUUCCGUUGCGAGUAUUUUAAGCAGAGAGCGACGUCGAUGAGUAGGAGUGAAAAGCAAGGAAUAAAUACCAGACUAUUAUGGUACUAUAGACCCCGUGAUGCGUGCGCUCGAUAGAGG
Messenger RNA from Acaromyces ingoldii, 990 nucleotides. RefSeq names its product Triosephosphate isomerase. The record is from RefSeq and is a predicted model, not a curated record. Bases 114 to 866 code for a protein of 250 amino acids. Gene Ontology annotation, cellular component: cytosol. Lineage: Eukaryota; Fungi; Basidiomycota; Exobasidiomycetes; Exobasidiales; Cryptobasidiaceae. The transcript is spliced from 7 exons. Gene Ontology annotation, biological process: glyceraldehyde-3-phosphate biosynthetic process; glycerol catabolic process; glycolytic process. Gene Ontology annotation, molecular function: triose-phosphate isomerase activity.